Prorocentrum cordatum is the source of this 408-nucleotide messenger RNA. Lineage: Eukaryota; Dinophyceae; Prorocentrales; Prorocentraceae. The record is from the annotation of a GenBank genome assembly.
GUGGGCGUCCAGCGCUUCCGUGACGAGCUGGCGGCAGUGGAUCCUGAGUUCAAGGCAUCGCUCAAGGACAAGGAGGACAGGAAGGGGGAGAUGCAGCUUCGCAAGAAGGGUGAGUACGCUGCGAUGGCCUCGGACGGCAACAACCAGCAGAAGAAGUCUACCGCGGGCGAGCGCGAGGCGAGCCCGACACCGGUGGCGGAGGCCCCCGCCAGCACGGCCCUUCUCAAGCGCGCGGAGAUCGGCUGGCUCCAGUCCCUCAUCGGCGGCAAGAAGCAACUCGGCACGCGCAUGUCCUGGGCGGAGGCAGCUCAAGUCUUGGAGGCGCGCACGGUAGACAAGACAGUGGUCGCGCAUAUCAACAAGUGCAUCGCGGCCCAUCUCCCGAAGCGCCCUCCACCUACGAGCAAG